AUGCACCUGAACGUGGACAAGCCGGACACGAUGCAGACCGAAAAGGUCCACAUCACGGCGACCGGACUGGCGCCUCAUCGACUGUUCACCAUGGUUAUGAAGUGAGUUGGAAUUAUUCUUAAAAGAAGUUGGAAAAUAGUUGCGUGUGCAUUGGAACUUGGAACUUAAACUAUUUUUGAUACGCAGAUUAUUGUUCAGAGUGAGACACAAUUACGGAACUCACAGCGCCACGGCGACUUUCCGUUCCAACGCUGCCGGAUGUAUCGACUUGCAAACGGACGCUCCGAUAAGAGGAACUUAUUCGGGUAUCAAUUUUCAAGAGAAAAGUGGCUUGAAAUCCGGCAAAAACUUCAUGCCCUGCACAAUCAAAAGAGAGCAUCUGUCUUAACGCACGACUCUAGUCUGUCUGCGUCUCUUUUCCCUCAGUCCGCAAGGUAGUAAAAACAAAAUGCAAAAAGGGCGCAGGCCAAGAGCAAGGAGGAUCCAGAAAAAGCAGACUGUUUUUGUUGUAGCGUGAUUAGGACGACGACAAAACUUCGUUGAAAAUUUUCAGCUCAGCAUUUCUUUCAUUAAAAUAUGGCUUUAUUCAACUUAAACCAGGCUUUUGCUACGUAGGCGGCCUGUGCCGGUCCGCACUUCGGGCUUCAUUCGUUUGCAAAGAACCCUGCGCGGGCUUUGGCCAGGCUUCAAAUAAAAUUAUUGAAUGCAAUCAAAAAAAUUUCUAUUUUUUUAUUCAAAAUUUUCACCAAAAACAUUCAUUUUAUUUUCAUUGCACUUUAAGUGAAAACGUGAUAUUUGUCGUAAAAAAGUCUGACAGUUAACUUGAAGAAAAUUACCGCUAUUUGGGUCUUGCCGACCUUUUUUUUUAGUCGGAAUCAAAAAAGGGCCGAUUGACGGCCUUUGCACGAGCCUGGCUGCUACCAUAUUUAUAAAACAAAAUAUUUUUUUUUCUGAAAUUAGGAGCCGAGCCGAUGGGACUUUUCAUGUCGCAAAUGCCACUGGAAGACUUUGCCUACGGCGGUUAUCUCAGGUGCACUCCGCCAGUUCCUUUCUACUACGAGCUCUCGUGAGUUUCUCGAUUCAAAAAGCUGAAGAAUGAAGGAUGUCAGAUUGUACGAUGAGAAGGAGAAGGAACUGGACCACAUAGUCAUCAAAAAACACUGGAUGCACCCAAACUUGACAAGAAUGGAAGUCGAAUAUGAAGGCUUCUAUGGAACGCUUUUCAAGCCCCCAGGUAUCAGAAGGUUGCGAAUACUUAGUGUUAACUUAGGUUAACUUAGGUGGUCGACUAAAAUUUGAAAGUUUUUCAAUUCUCGGCUGUUUUGAAUGUAUAUAUAGAGACCGCAGAGCCACGCCCCUUUUUGCGAUGGUGAAAUGCACUGGUUUUUUAGAUUUCGUGUUUGAUGUUUUCGUAAAAGCGCAAUACUGAAUCAAACACAGAGAAAUUUGGUGGAAACAUAGAGAAAACCUUCCUCUUCAAUCUCAUAUACUUUUCAUCCGAUUUUCAAAGCGUUUUAGCGGAGCGUCGUACAAAAAACCAAAACUACUUUUUUUCUUCGGGUUUUUAACCUAGUUCCAUGUCGUUGGCGCCUUUUUUUAUUUUCGAAUUCGAUUCUUAAGUGAAAAAAACAAAUCUUUUAAGACAAAAAAAUUAAAAAUUUUUUUACGGUGCCUAAUCUUCGUGAGGCCGCGCAAAGUUGAAAAUGUUGUACUCGCUUUCGAGAGCGUGUAAGUAAACAAUUUUUUUAUUUUUAACUUGUGGAUUAAAUUGUAACUAAAAAUUUUAUUAAUAUAAAACUUAUUCCGAAAAACUUUGUUUUCUGAGAAAAAAAGACAGUGAAAAAUUUCGAAAUUCAUUUUAACAUGGUCAGAUGUCGUUGGCGCCUUUUUUUAUUUCUUAAAUAUUAGCGUAUUUCAAUUUUUCAAUCAAUUAAAAAAAUAAAAUAAAAAAAUUUUAGCGGUGCCUAAAAAGUUUAAUCAGUGUUAGUUUGAAGCCAACGUUAAAAAUAAGAAAAAAACACCGAAAAACGGAAGCAUUUUUGAACUGAAUCUCUAUGAAUAAAUUAUUUUUUUAGGUGCUCCGAACACACGUGACUAAUAAUGGUUCAACUAUCAUAACUUUUUUUAAAAACAAAAACAGACGGUAAAUGCUGUACUUUGAGGUGAAGUGGUGUAUAGCGCGAACGCCUCCCAUCCCCGAGGGAUGGACGUGGAGCAGCGCAAGUGCCCUUGCAUACAGUUUUGAUAUCGCGAGUUCAAUCCUCGCAGCGGCCAUUUUUUUUAUUUUUCAAGAAAAAAUAGCUUUUCUUUUCAAACUUGUGGUUUUAUACUGUUUUAAUGACUUAUUACGACUUUGAAAACCAAACUAAACUACUAAAAAAUUUAAAUCCGAUAUGAAAACAAAAUGAACGACCAAAAGUGUGAAAUCUAAACUUUCAGUACUAAAUUUCGCGACUUUUUUCACUACUGUUUUGACCAUAACUUUUUUUUUUCUCAACCUUUUUCGAAAAAAACUGAAACUGUUUUGAAUAGUAAAUUAGAGCAGCUAUCCAAACCAUAGUAAUAUUGAAGUUCGAAAAAUUUUUUGAAAAUUCGUCUGCGGUCCCUAUUAGAGUUCUCAAAAUGACCAAUUGAAAAAAAUGACAUUUUUUUCAAAAAAACGAAAAAAAUUUUCUUUUUGACAUUUCAAACGAAUGUCGUUUUUUUGAAAGAUCAACCAAAAAUUGAUCACUUUCGUUCUUUUUCAUUUUGUGACUUUUUCAAAUAAUGACUGAAAAAAAUAAAUGGUCAUUUUCUAAACAAUCAUAUUCUGACUAGUAAAUAAAUGUUCGUCCUAAUGACCAAAUUUUUUUCAAAGUGAAAAAGUAAAUGGUCACUUUUUUUGACCAAAAAUUUCCAAAAUGAAUUUUAAAUGUUUACUUUUUUUUGACCAAAAAUUUUCAAGAGAGAAAUUUAAAUGUUCAUUUUUUUGAACAAAAUUUUUCAAAAUGAAUUUUAAAUGUUUACUUUUUUUGACCAAAAAUUUUCAAGAGAGAAAUUUAAAUGUUCAUUUUUGACCAAAAAUUUUUCAAAAACGAUUUUUUUAAAUGUUUACUUUUUUUCUUAGAAAAAAAUUUUUUUUUCAACUGUGAAAAAUUAAAUGUUCAUUUUUUUGGCCGAUAAUUUUUCCGAACCUGGAUUUUUCCGAACCAAAAUCCAAAUCAAUACUUUUUUUCUUUUUUUCCUCAUUCAAUUAAUCCAGAUAGCACCUUUCUUUCGUUCUGCUCAUUUUUUUGACCGGUUCUAUAUAAUUUUUCUCGGCCUUAACCGGCUUUUAGCUUUGCCCUUGACCAUCCAGAUCACUGUUUUCCAACAGAUUUAUUAAUUUAUAACCAGAAAUUAGUUUGAAUUUCGAAGUAAUCGAUUCAAGAUUUCAUUUGGAGAGACUGAGAUAGAAUUGACUCUGGCACAGAUACUGCCAAGUGCCGUAAUAGUAAUGAAUUAAUUAAUGAAUAAAUGUUUACCUUUUUUUAAACAAAAAUUUUUCAAAGUGAAAUUUGAUUGGUCACUAUUUUGACCAAAAAUUUCUAAAAUGAAUUUUAAAUGUUCAUUUUUUUGACCAAAAAUUUCUAAAAUGAAUUUUAAAUGUUUAUUUUUUUGAUCAAAAAAACUUCAAAAAUGAAAUUUAAAUGUUCAUUUUUUUAACCAAAUUUUUUUCGAAAAAAAUAAGUAAUUGUUCAUUUUUUUAAAUGCUCAGUUAUGAAAUUUAACCAAAAAUGAAGUUUUUUUAACAAACGGUUCAUGUGAAAUUUAACUAAUUGGUCGAAUUCAUCAAACGUUCGGAAAAAUGUUUGGUUGAACGUUCGUUCAAACAUUUACUUUUGAGAACUCUAGUCCCUAUGUAUAUAAAAAUCGUAGCCGUUUAAAGUCUAUCAAAAAUAUGUUUUUUUUUCAAGUCAGAAGAUCUAUCUGAACGUAACUCCCGCUGUUCUUAAAAUUCUCUAUUUGACUUGAAAUCAUAAAACCAAUAAAUAAUGAAACCAUAUAAAAAUAAUGAAAUAAUAAUCUCUUCUGUUGAAGACCCACAGAAAGAAAAAAAGUUUGAAAUAAAAAUUGGCAACCACUGGAGGGAAAAAAAUAUUCCAAUCCGACCUCAGACGCUUGAUCAAACUUUUUCAACUUCACGAGUGAAUAAUUUCGAUUUAAAAAUUUUUGAAAAAGUAAAAAUUUUUUUUUCCUCUAAAAAAAGAUUGAACUAACUAACUUUAGGAGAUGGGCCAUUUCCUUGCGUCAUGGACAUAUCUGGAACUGGAGGCGGGAUUCACGAACAUAAGGUUUUUUUCAAAAAAACUCCUCGAGAAUCAAAAACAAAAAUGGAAACGAACUCAGGGAUCAAUGUUGGCCUCCGAGGGAUUCGUUUGUCCUUUGCGUCGCGUUUUUUUCCAGUUCAAAGACCUUCCCUGAGAAAUUGGAAGACGUCGAUAUCGACUAUUUCAAGGUAUUUUUCACUUCAUAUUUUUUAUUAUACGGAAUUUUAAAGAAACCAAUCGAUUUCCUGUUGAGCUUGCCUUACACAGGGGAUCGAUUCGGAAUUCAAGGAGUUUCUUUCGGAGGAACUCUUGUCGACAUCAUCACCUCGCGUUUCCCUCAGGUAUCCGUUUUAUCUUACUUUCAAAAAUAAUUUUUUUGUCUCACAGUCCAUAAGCAGAUACAAAUCAAAAAGGGAAAAGGAAUUACAGAGAGAUAAAUAAAAAUAUAUUCGGACUAUUUCUGUGACUGUGCAAAUAAUUUACUAAAGAAAAAAAGUUCAAUGGAAUCCAAAAAAAUUUAUGCGGUUUUUAUUUCUUGGCUUUCCCAGUUCUUCGACGUUUCAAGAAAAAAAGAAAAAUUGAGGAUUUUCCUUGUUUUUUUCAAAUCAAAAAAAUAAGUUAAUUUGGCUCAAAAAUGAUUUUUGAUGUAAAUAAGUUCUAUGAAGUUUUGAAAUGUUCAAAAGGUAGAAAAAAACCUUUUUUUAUCCAACUUGGUAGACCUGACUUUGAAGUUUAUUCGAAUUUAAUUUUUGUCAUAAAAAUUAACGAAAAGCAACAUAAUUUUUAGUUCAAAGCGGCUGUCGUUAUCAACGGACCACAGGGACAGUGCUCCUACAUGCACAUCAAAGAGCACGGAAAAAAUAUGCCCGUCAUUGGGUAAUUCAUUUAUUCACAGCAGUCUAACAUUUCAGAAAAAAAAUGAAUGAUUUCUAAGAGUAUAAUAGACUAAUUUUUCUACAGAAUGGACGACACAAAGUGGUAUUUCUUAAACGGUAUCAUUUCGACACAACUUUGCCACAAGACGAUGACCGACUACAUGACGGAGGAGACAGAAACCGAAUGGGCCAGAAUUCCCAAGGACUGCGUCUUUCGGCUCGUGGUCAGCAUUUUCGCUCUUGAAAAAAUUUAGAGAAAAACGGUUUUCAAUUUGUAAUUUUUUGAAAAUUGGCGGCAAAAAAAUUUAGUUCCAAAAUCAUAUGAAACUUUGAAAUGAAAAAGAUUAUUGAACAAAAAAAUCAAAAGAAUUUGUUUUUUUCACUGAAACAGUGGAAAAACUUCAAAUACUUUGAAAUAUGAGUUAGCAUACUUAACUCGGUGCUUCAACAUGACUGGUAAGUAAAAAAUGUCUCAACUAGUCAAAAUUUGUUUUAAUUUGUAACUGCACCGAACUUUCUUGUUAAUCUUUCAGAAAAUAAAAAAUAGUCGAAUUCAUUCUUAUUAUCUUCAGACCUAAUGAAUACUUGAGGGCUCAAUGGACGAUUUGUGUUCUCCUUCCAUUCAUUCGACUUUCUACCGGAAGAAAAGACUCAACGAGACCGGACAUGAAGUUGAGGUGAGCUCAAAUUCAGUCGUAUGCGUCAACUUUGAUACUUCUAGAAUCAGAGUCCUUUUUGUUAAUGAAAAAAAUUGAAAUGGUUAAAAUGAACUAAUCUUGAAUAAUUUUUGAAAAAAAUGUGAUCAGUUUCUAGGUGGAACUUGUAAACGGAGGUCACAUUAUGGAGCCGCCCUACUUCCCGCAUCACCAAAUCGUCUACGCCAAGUUCCAAGGUUACAAAAAAACAACUUUUAUUUGGAUUCAAUGAAAGGAUAUGGUUAAAAAAAUAAAAUAAAAAAUAAAAAAAUCCAACUGCGCAUGAAAAAGUAGGUAAGAAUAAUAUAUGGAAUUUGAAGUUCAGAAUGUUGUCAAGCCGAAGUCAAAAAAAUGGGUUUUUCCGAAAUUAUGAAUUUUAUCAGGUUUUAGACAAGUUUUUUUUAUCGAAGAGUUAGUCGUCGGCGCGGGAUACGGUCCAUAAUCGUUGUCCAAUACGUCCCGCAGUGACAGCUAGCGUUGGGAAAUAAUGUUGGCCCGUUGGUAGUACCAGCGAAUAAACUGCUUCACCAUGUUGGAACAGUACGGCGCUCAGCUUGUCAAGGGCUGACGGGCGUCGGAAUAUUAUCCCAUGAGAGAGCGGCAAUGAGACCGACCAGUCGACGUGAUGAAAUGAGAUAAUAAUAUGAUUCAGCAGAGAUUUUCUUCAUCUUACUCUGAAGACUGAAUAAAUUGAAAUUGAAAUUGAAAUUGGCUUUUUUGGAUGACAAUCUAUCUAUUCAAAGAUAAAGACUAUUUUUUUAAUAUAGAUAUAAACAUUUUCUCAAAAAUUUCACUGCUGAAAUAUUGCUCAGGCUACUGAAAAAAGGAUAAGAAAUUCAGCAAAAAAGGCUUUGAAUCUUCAGAAACUGGCUGAUUUUUGAAAGGACCGUUUUUAUUUUCAAAAACUGGAUCGGCUUAACGUCUAAGAAAAGAAUCGUGAAACUUUUUGGGAGCAUUUUUCGCGCCUUUCGGACACGCUUUUACUUAGUAAUCAGUGAAGAGAGUACCUGACAAAAGCUCGUUUGUAGCUCAGUUUGAAAACAACAUCUCAAACAAAAACUUCAGCUUUCUACUGCGGCUACGGAGGCGAGCCGGUUCUACACGGGAAGAGCCAGGAAAAGUCGUGGGCCAACACGAUCAGUUUCUUCAAGAAAGUCCUCGGAGACACGCCGAGAAUGCCUGAUUGGCCACGGCUGCAGCACGUCCAACGGCCCGUCGACAAUCGCAGCCAUUUGUGA
This is a messenger RNA of Caenorhabditis auriculariae, 7097 nucleotides long. NCBI's taxonomy places the organism in Eukaryota, Metazoa, Nematoda, Chromadorea, Rhabditida, Rhabditidae. The record is from the annotation of a GenBank genome assembly.